AUGUCAGGACUGGGAGGGAAGAGGGAGCUGACUGAUCGCAAAAGCUGGAAAGCUCUCAGGUCAUUCAAGGUGGAGCUGGAUUUAAGACCUUACAGUGUAGAUGAUGCAGUUUCCACAUCUGCUUACUCAUCACCAGCCAAAAGUUUGGGAGACCCUGGAAUAACUCCACUGUCUCCAUCACAUAUUGUGAAGGACUCUGAUGCAGAUGAUGCUGUAGAACAGUUAUUUCUUGUUGUUGUGGCUAUUGAUUUUGGCACAACAUCCAGUGGCUACGCCUACAGCUUCACCAAGGAACCAGAAUGUAUUCAUGUAAUGAGACGAUGGGAAGGUGGAGAUCCAGGCGUAUCCAAUCAGAAGACACCAACCACUAUUCUCCUAACACCAGAGAGAAAGUUUCAUAGCUUUGGGUAUGCAGCAAGAGAUUUCUACCAUGACUUGGAUCCCACUGAGUCAAAGCACUGGUUGUAUUUUGAAAAGUUUAAGAUGAAGCUACAUACCACUGGUAAUCUUACCAUGGAGACAGACCUGACAGCUGCAAAUGGCAAAAAAGUCAAAGCACUUGAAAUAUUUGCUUACGCUCUACAAUUCUUUAAGGAACAGGCAUUAAAGGAGCUCAGUGACCAAGGAGGCUCAGACUUUGAAAACACUGAAGUAAGAUGGGUCAUUACAGUGCCUGCUAUUUGGAAGCAGCCUGCAAAACAGUUUAUGAGACAAGCUGCCUACAAGGCAGGAAUGGCAUCUCCUGAAAAUCCUGAGCAGUUGAUCAUUGCCCUGGAACCUGAGGCUGCUUCUAUAUACUGCCGAAAGCUCCGCCUGCACCAGAUGAUAGACCUGAGUAGUAGGGCGCCUGUCAACGGUUAUAGCCCAAGUGACACUAUUGGAACUGGAUUUACACAGGCUAAGGAACACGUCCGUCGUAAUCGACAGAGUCGUACCUUUUUGGUGGAAAAUGUCAUAGGAGAAAUCUGGUCCGAACUGGAGGAAGGUGACCGUUACAUCGUUGUUGACAGUGGAGGAGGCACAGUGGAUAUGACUGUCCAUCAGAUCAGGCUCCCUGAAGGACAUCUUAAGGAGCUAUACAAGGCAACAGGUGGGCCAUAUGGUUCUCUAGGUGUGGAUUAUGAAUUUGAAAAGCUCCUGUGUAAAAUAUUUGGAGAAGAUUUUAUUGAGCAAUUUAAAAUCAAGCGUCCUGCUGCCUGGGUAGAUCUGAUGAUAGCAUUUGAGUCCCGUAAACGAGCAGCAGCUCCAGACAGGACCAAUCCACUAAACAUCACUCUGCCUUUCUCCUUCAUUGACUAUUACAAGAAGUUUCGAGGUCACAGUGUAGAACAUGCCUUGAGGAAAAGCAAUGUGGACUUUGUGAAGUGGUCCUCCCAGGGAAUGCUGAGGAUGAGCCCGGAUGCAAUGAAUGCUCUUUUCAAACCUACAAUUGACCAGAUCAUUCAGCACCUUAGUGAUGUAUUUGAUAAGCCAGAAGUGACCAAUGUCAAGUUUCUGUUCCUGGUGGGUGGCUUCGCUGAAUCCCCCUUGCUCCAGCAAGCUGUCCAGAGCGCUUUUGGUUCGAGAUGUCGAGUCAUCAUUCCUCAGGAUGUGGGGCUCACUAUCCUCAAAGGAGCUGUUCUCUUUGGUCUAGACCCUGCUGUCAUCAAAGUGCGGCGUUCACCUCUCACCUAUGGUGUGGGUGUGCUCAAUCGGUUUGUGGAAGGGAAACAUCCACCAGAGAAGCUUCUAAUCAAAGAUGGCACACGCUGGUGCACUGAUGUCUUUGACAAAUUUAUCUCAGCUGACCAAUCUGUAGCCCUUGGAGAAACUGUGACACGCAGUUACACACCUGCCAAACCUUCUCAGCUAGUAAUAGUGAUCAAUAUCUAUAGCUCAGAACAAGAUAAUGUUAGCUUCAUCACCGAAUCUGGAGUGAAAAAGUGUGGCACCCUUCGCUUGGAUCUCACGGGAACUGAUGCUUCAGUGCCAAACCGGCGGGAGAUCAAAACACUUAUGCAGUUUGGGGACACUGAAAUCAAAGCCAUGGCCAUUGAUGUUGCCACUUCUAAAAGUGUCAAAGUUGGUAUUGAUUUCUUAAACUACUAACAGCCCAUUUUCCCC
Molecule: messenger RNA, 2103 nt
Organism: Cariama cristata (Red-legged seriema)
Lineage: Eukaryota; Metazoa; Chordata; Aves; Cariamiformes; Cariamidae
Gene: HSPA12A
Product: heat shock 70kDa protein 12A
Exons: 12
Coding region: 1-2088 (695 amino acids)
Source: RefSeq, a predicted model, not a curated record